AAGAAAUGCACGUGACAAGCACAAACAAAAUAAAAUAACUCUGGCGCGGCAGAACUGUCAUCGUCGCGUGGGGAUGUUUGUGUAUGUAUCGUGAUAAGUUAAAUGCUCAGCGUGUUAGCUUCAUUUUCCCCGUUGCGUCAGUGAGACGGCGGUAUUGAUUUAAAUGAGAUAUCAUCAGCAGAUAUAGUGACUUGUCAAGCUCUUGAAGAGAAAAUUUCAGAUACUUGUUAGUAAUUGCAGUUUGUGAGAUCCAGAAGAAUGGUGGAACUGAAUAUAAUAAAUAACCCUUUGAAGGUUAUAUUUAUUAUACACUUCAUAUUAUCUACAUGGGCCUUACAAGGCGACUGGUGUCCAGAUUCAUAUUUCUUUUACUCACUUCUAUUCUUCAUUGCUCUUUUCUGGGCUAUUAAGGACAAGGAAUCUUCUGAUGCAACAGAAAUGGCAUUGAUGCUGAAUGUCUUGUGCAUCGCUUUAGAUAUUGUGAUACUUAUCAUCUAUUUUCCUUCAAGUUCAAGAGUCUCUUUUAAAAGAAAUUUCCAUCAUCAUAUGAUAUGGGCUUCAGGUGAAAAGUUUAGCAGUGGAAUGGCAGUGUUAAAUCUUCUGGUCAGACCUGUCACAGCCAUUGCUUUGUACCGUCUUCAUGGGGAUAGGUCAGGAAAUACAAAUGCAUUCCCUGGAAUUGGUGGUAUAUUUGGUAAUUCUGGCAGAACCAGGACUGUAUAUGAGGACAUAGACAGUGGAACCCACCAAGCAGUCCCCAGCAAUAAUGCAGCAGGAACAAGCACCAUUCCAUCAUUAUACUCUGCUCAGGGCCCAGAGAAAAUACCACCACCAUAUGGUGCCUGAUGCAGUCUUUUUUUUUAUUAUUUUUAUUUUUUGUACAUUACCAUAUGAAUUUAAAAGUUCUAAUUGUGUGGAGAGAUGUUUGUCUCCAAAUGGAGUAAGAAAUAUCCUAAUUCAGCUGAAAAUUUCAUUAACUACUGAGAAAUACUCACUGUACAUUUUGUAGUGCAAAUAUUUUUAAUAAACUG
Messenger RNA from Schistocerca nitens (vagrant locust), 1031 nucleotides. Its product is annotated as type-1 angiotensin II receptor-associated protein-like. The transcript has 8 exons. Gene Ontology annotation, biological process: angiotensin-activated signaling pathway. Lineage: Eukaryota; Metazoa; Arthropoda; Insecta; Orthoptera; Acrididae. Bases 259 to 846 code for a protein of 195 amino acids. The record is from RefSeq and is a predicted model, not a curated record. Gene Ontology annotation, cellular component: plasma membrane.